This is a messenger RNA of Corylus avellana, 926 nucleotides long. NCBI's taxonomy places the organism in Eukaryota, Viridiplantae, Streptophyta, Magnoliopsida, Fagales, Betulaceae. The record is from RefSeq and is a predicted model, not a curated record.
AAGUGCGCUCUGCGUGUAGUAAAGAUAGCAGCCGGACGUCUCAACUGUCAAAUCUCGCGCCAAAGGGCAGAGUAUGAGCUUGUCCCGUACUGUGGGUCUCUCUCCAAGCCCUUCUCUUUCUUUCUUCCACACCGUGUUUAAAUCUUACAUUGAAAGCAAAAACUCUGGCCGGGCUUUGGUCCUCUUUCGCCAAUUGUUGCAAUCCAAUGUGAGACCCAAUGACCUCACUUUCUCUUUACUCCUUAUGGCCUGUGGAUCGUCUUCGUCUUCCUCUGCUUUGAAUUCAAUGAAGGAAAGACUAGAAGCAAAUCAGAUUCAGACCCAUUUGGUGAAAUCAGGCGGGGACCAAUUUGUGUAUGUAAGUACCGCCCUUCUUAAUUUAUAUAUGAAAUUGGGAUGUAUAAAACAUGCACAGCUAAUGUUUGAUGAUAUGCGUGAUGGAGAUGUUGUCUCUUGGAAUGCAUUGAUUUGUGGGUAUUCGCGAAAUGGGUAUGAUUUUGGUGCGUUGGAACUCUUCGUUCAAAUGCUUAGAGAGGAUUUUAUCCCUAGUCACACGACUAUGGUUAGUUUAGUUCCAUCUUAUGGUCCGCGUGAGCGUGGAUCACGUGAAUCUCAAGCGCUUUUGUGUGAGGUUGCUGCUGCUGUUUUUAGUUUUUAGUUUUUGUUUGUUUAUGUUCUGGCUUUCGAGUUGAGGACGGAUAAUUUUCGGUGUGAGGGCUUAUCUCUCAUGGCCGGUUAAAUAAAAACUUUUGUUGUAGAGAUAUAAUCAACUCAUCUCUUAGAUUUAGUUUGCCAAGAGCAGAUCUAUGCCAUGAAUGAAGUUUGUACAUGGGUCAGAUUAGAGGUCAUAGAUACGAUUUGAUUGUUAGAUUUUUCGAUGUAUCUACGACUUUGAAAUCACAUGGCUUCUGCCUAUUUUCUUAAGA